Molecule: messenger RNA, 1269 nt
Organism: Danaus chrysippus (African queen)
Lineage: Eukaryota; Metazoa; Arthropoda; Insecta; Lepidoptera; Nymphalidae
Source: the annotation of a GenBank genome assembly
AUGAGUUUAAGUCGUUUGGGUGGUGUUCUGAAGUUUGAUUCGGUGAAAGUUAGUCAGUGUAGUGCAUUAGUUGCAAAACUAUGGGGACCUUGUAUUCGGGAAGUUAGCACGAGCAGUUCAAAUCGGGCUGUUGCACAACACAACAGUAAACCAGAUUGGAAUAGGGCCGUUAGCGAGGCUGAGAAGAUCGUUGGCUAUCCGACCUCCUUCCUCAGCCUGCGAUGGGUGCUCAGUGACGAAAUUGCGAACGUCGCUUUGCACUUACGAAAACUCGUUGGAAGCAACCAUCCAUUGCUCAAAACCGCAAAGAAUCUUAUAUAUAAUGGAAAGAACAACAUGCAAGCGUGGGGGCUGAUAGUAUUGCUGGUCUCCAAGGCUGCGGGCCAUAGCCCGGAAAUACCGGAUAUGGAGCAGGACAAAGCAGCGGGAGUGUUGCACAGCCAGCGCGCUCUAGCGGAGGUGACGGAGAUGAUCCGUACAUCUCACUUGGUCCACAAGGGUCUGGUCAACAUGAACACGAGACUCGGUCCUGGCGAACCUGAUGAUAUGAUGUUUGGGAACAAGAUCGCUUUACUCAGUGGGGACUACCUGCUAGCCAACUCCUGUACUGAACUGGCUAAUCUGAGGAACCAAGAAUUGGUGGAGCUUAUGUCUUCAGCUGUCCGAGAUUUGGCGGAGGCUGAAUUCUUAGGAGAGAGAGAUGAACAGAACAACCCGCUGCCAUCACGACCACUGCCUCUACACCAGAGAGAAGAGGCUUCAGAGUGGGACUGUAUUCUGUCUCCGCUGCCUAUGUCUGGUGUGUCAGGAUGUAUGGGCAGAGAGUGGAGCGCGAGGCAUGUACUAGCGGCCGGAGCACUGCUUGGGAAGAGCUGUUCGGCCGCGCUCAAGCUGGCUGGACAUGGACAGGGGCUGCAGACACAGGGUUAUCUAUUCGGUUGUCACCUAGCGUUAGCGUGGCAGGCGUUCCUUGACUUAGAGGCGUUUUCUGGUCCAGAGCCCGCGUACUUCUCACUCGUAGGAGCUCCCCUCGCCUUCACACUUGAAGAACGUCCCGAGCUGUACCGGUAUAUAGAGGCUGGGAAAAGGAGCGUUCACGACGUGGACUAUCACGCGCUGUACCAGGCCGUCCUAGAAGGCAGCGGUAUCGAGCAGACGAAACAUCUCCAGAACGAACACGUGACGCGCGCCAGGGAGGUGCUUGAAGCCUUCCCUAACUGUGACGCGCGGACCGCGCUCACUAACAUCAUAGUGGCCAUGUUACCAUAA